UAAACCAGGAGCAGGCACUGACAUUCACCAUGAUUUCUUUCUGUUUCCUACUUUUUAUUUCACUUAGUGCCAUCCAAAGCCAUGGCUUGGACAAAUUUACUGCAGCCGUCUAUGAGCAUGCUGUCAUACUUCCAGAAAAUUCAAUAACUCCAGUUACAGCAGAUGAAGCUUUAGUGCUAAUGAACAGAAAUAUAGAUAUAUUGGAAAAAGCCAUUAAGUCUGCAGCAAGUCAGGGUGCACAUAUAAUUGUCACUCCAGAAGAUGGCAUAUAUGGUUGGAUAUUUACUAGGGAAACUAUGUAUCCGUUCCUCGAAAAUAUUCCACAUCCUGAAGUUAAUUGGAUACCUUGCUCUGACCCUGAAAGGUUUGGACGAGCUCCAGUUCAAACAAGACUAAGCUGUAUUGCAAAACUCAAUUCUAUCUAUGUAGUUGCAAAUAUUGGAGAUAAAAAGCCAUGCAACAUCUCCACUGUGGGAUGCCCAGAAGAUGGUCAUUUCUAUUACAAUACCGCCGUUGUCUUUGAUUCUGAUGGAAGAUUAGUGGCACGGUACCACAAGUACAACCUUUUUUCAUUUGAGGGUCAGUUUAAUGUACCACCUGAACCAGAGAUGGUGACCUUUGAAACACCAUUUGGAAAGUUUGGAAUCUUCAUCUGCUUUGAUAUACUUUUCUACAAGCCAGCAGCAGCUCUGGUGGUUGAUCAUCAAGUAGAUACUAUACUGUAUCCCACAGGAUGGCUAAAUAUCCUACCACAUUUUACUGCUAUAGAGAUUCAUUCAGCAUGGGCUAUGGGUAUGGGAAUUAAUCUACUCGCUGCCAACCUUCAUAACACCAGCAUGAGAAUGACAGGUAGUGGGAUUUACACACCAGAAACCCCAGGGCCAUAUUACUACAACAUGGACACUGAACACGGCCAUCUUAUAUUGUCUGAGUUGAGUGCACAUCCACGAAAUUCCUCAACUUUCUUUACUCCUAACUGGAGCCUUUAUGCAAACAGCAUUGGCCAAUAUUCCCCUGGACACAAUGUUUUCCGUGGACACUUGUUUUCAGAUGAAUUUACCUUUACCGAACUCACUGAGCCACAGGGAAAUUACACCCUUUGCCAAAAAAAUCUCUGCUGCCAUUUAACUUACACAGGAAUGGAGAAGAUAAUUGAUGAGGUGUAUGUACUUGGAGUUUUUGAUGGCCUUCAUACGGAGGAAGCAAAAUGCUAUAUGCAGAUUUGCACUUUGCUCAAAUACCAAAUCACUGACUUGGAAACCUGUGGGCUACCUGUUGAAACAGCAUCGACCAAGUUUAAUUAUUUUUCUUUGAGUGGUAAUUUUUCUAGCUCUUUUGUAUUUCCUGAAGUUUUGUUAAGCAAAAUUAACCUGGCUGCAGGAAUGUUUCAGGUUUUGCCUGAUGGACGUCUUACAAGCCUAAGCAGUAUUUCUCAAGAGCCUCUUUUAAGUGCUUCCCUUAUUGGGAGAUUGUACGAUAAAGACCCAAUACAUUGAUUCCAAAUAAAUAUAUUGCGUGAUCUAAAA
Molecule: messenger RNA, 1526 nt
Organism: Xenopus tropicalis (tropical clawed frog)
Lineage: Eukaryota; Metazoa; Chordata; Amphibia; Anura; Pipidae
Gene: vnn2
Product: vanin 2
Exons: 7
Coding region: 30-1496 (488 amino acids)
Molecular function (GO): hydrolase activity, acting on carbon-nitrogen (but not peptide) bonds, in linear amides; hydrolase activity
Source: RefSeq, a predicted model, not a curated record